Messenger RNA from Penicillium roqueforti, 3462 nucleotides. RefSeq names its product RTP1/Tango6 family protein. The record is from RefSeq and is a predicted model, not a curated record. The coding region runs from base 1 to 3462 and encodes 1153 amino acids. Gene Ontology annotation, biological process: protein secretion. The transcript is spliced from 3 exons. Lineage: Eukaryota; Fungi; Ascomycota; Eurotiomycetes; Eurotiales; Aspergillaceae.
AUGGGAGAUGAACAGCAACUUCGCGACGCGUUUGGCAUUGCUAAGAACUUUCUGACCCCAGUUCUCGAUCGAGAGGAAAUAAAGAAGACCCAAGGCAAAUCCUUGUUGCAGAUCCUCAGUCGGGAUUCGGAGGGUGAUGAUGCCGCGAGACCAGCGGUGAUCAAUAGGGCUUUGGAUAUUUUGACCAGUAUCCAUAAAUCAUUUGUAUCACCUGAGGACCAAUUUGGGUCACUCAAAUCCUGCGGGGAGGUUGAAGACUCACCAGCAGAAGAUGCCAAGCGUCGUCGGAUGCUACAUGCAUUACUGGACCUGGUUUCUCUGGAAGGAAUAUAUCCUUCGCUAUCAUCUGGCGUUGGGAUCCCCCUGCAGCAGCGUGUGAUAUCGGUAUUACCAGCUGGUGUCAUUGCGAAGCAGGCUCAAGCAUCUGCUAGUAGUGUACCGCACGAUGAGCCUCUUUUGCGCCGCAUAAUCGACGUUUUGGUUGACGUUCUUUUCGACCCAAGACCAAGCCUCCAGCCGAUCAUUCGUGGUCGUAUAUUGAGUGAUAUAAUCAGUGGCACGGCCGAUCUGGCUUUCAAUCCAAAUACCACGGCAUCAUUCGACCGGACUAAGUAUCAGAAAACGUUGGCCAAAAUAAUUGAUGAUACCCCAACCACUGUGUUGCUACCUACGCUGUCCGCGUUCCUCCAGUCAGAUACUGCACCAUGGUUCAAGUCCACUAUCUCCAGCCAGAUCGCGCAAGUUCCGCUACGACCCGGUGGAGUAGUGCAAACCAUCAUGUUCAUUGCGUCGCAGUUUUCCCCAUCGCUAGGCCAGGAAGCACAGGACCAGUCACAUGGCCCUCGUUUGACUGUGCAGGCGAUCAUGCAAAUCUCACGACUCCUUUCUUCUGUGCCAUCUGAUGUUGACCCAACUGUCUAUUUUGAGACAAUUGCUCCCCAACUGCUAGCAUUGAUAGACGGCGAUGAUCCGGAUCUGAGGCAAACUGCAUCCUACGUUGUCGGUAAUGGAAUUUUGGGGAAACGGGCUUAUGGUGCUCCUGGUACUGUCGGCCACUCCAUCUUUAUAGAGCCUAUAUUCAAUGCACUUACCGCGAAUCUUGACGCUAAAUCAAGGCGAUGGAUCACCCGUUUUACCGAUAUUGAAGGCUCUUUUCCAAAUUCCGUGGCACCAAAUCCCGCAUCCAAUGUCUUGGUGGAUGGCGCCACAGUGGACCUGGCUAUAAGCAGACUGAGGUGUCUGACAUUGCAGCAUCCAAACCCCGGUCUCGUGAAACGAAUCGUCUAUCCGAUUAUUCUUCCACUAUGGGGCUUAGUUUGUUUCUCUCAGGAGGAAGAGCUGACCUCAUUCCAUGGAAGGGUAUUGCCUCUGCUACAAACAUAUUUUGGUAUCUCUGUUGGUGCCCAACCCCUCAAAAAGCUGGUUGAUAAUCUGCUUUGGGAUGGAGGCUCGACGUGGACAUACGUGAAAAAUUCCGACGCUGGGGUCGCAUUGAAGAAGCGGAGUGAGAAAACGAAUGAGCAUUCAAAUCUGGUGCGAUUGAUCGAUUCCCUCCAAGGACGAGCAGAUAUUUUCGUCAGUCUCAUCGGCUCGGAUCCUAGCAGUGAGGAACGGACGGGGGAUAUAUUCCUCUAUGUCAGUCAAAACUGGCUGGUGCAUCCCCAAGGUUCCGCACCCCCUCGCAAGACACUGAACGGAGGUCCCGUUGAUGAGAGUGACAACAUCAUACAGAGGCUUGUCAGUGCCAAGGUUGCAGAGAAGCUGCUUGAGAACUUCAAAGAAGCACUCACUCGACGCCCGCUCCGAGUUUUAGAGCUCAUCAAGCAGGUUAUUGAUGGGGAGCUACAUAGAUUUAGCGCCCAAGAAACAGCGAUGCGAGGCGUAAAUAGCAAGGUAUCCCUGUCAUCUCUGGCUAAUAUUGUGGAAACCAAGGACAACGACAGGGAUGAGUUAAGCAACGACUCCUUUGAGUCCGUUUCGACAGCCUUUAGUUUGAUGUCCACACUUCUUGCAUCCGCCGAGUUCUCUCCCACUGCCGAAAUCCAACCCCUCCUUGGAGCUUUGAAAAAGGACCUCGAUCAACUUAUUCCGUUUCUACCCACUAUCCUCUCCAAAGCAGCAACGACCUCGUCUAUGUUGUUGGAGAUUCACCUUGCCGCUACCGAUGAAACCACAAUCAAGGCAGUACCAGCUCAUGUUCAGGACCUUGACACGCAUCGUCAGGCGCUUGCCAAUCUCAACUCAGACCUACCACCCGUGCAGGCGGAGGGCCUAUCGCUGAUUUCGAAACUGAUCAUGAACUCAUCACCUGUUAUUGAUGUGGGCUCGACCCUCACACUCCUUCUCUCCCUCAUCACCGACACAUCUAAAACCGCUGCCAACGAGGAAUACGCAUACCUCGGUGCAAUUAAGAUAGUUGGUACACUAGCAUCACGUCACCCACGUACCGUGAUCAAAACCUUGGUUGAAGAGUACGCAGAUAGACGCGAGCAACGAGCCUUGGACGAAAGACUCAGGAUUGGUGAGUGUCUGCUGCGAACAGUCCAGGAAUUAGGAGACGCACUGGUCGGUGAUACGGCCAAAAUUCUUGGAGAGGGUAUCAUUGCCGUUGCAGGACGGCGUGGCAACAAGCAACAUGCACAGCAAAUCCGCAAGGAAAAACUCGCCAAAGAGAGACAGGAACAAGAACGCGCACAGCGCAAGGCAAAAGAGCCAGCUAUGCCGGAAGGCUGGUCCAUUUCAUCAGGAGUAGCCAACGCUGCUUCCGAGCUUGACCUCUCAGAACUUCAUUUAGACGACGAAUCCCCAGAGCAAUCGGCGUACGCUACAAACGUGGUUGCUGCAUGGGCUGCCGGUGCAUCCGCAGAUGAUGCUCCUGAUGACCUUCGCAUCCGGGCAUCGGCCAUUUCCAUUCUUGGAUCAGCCAUCAACGUCAAUAUCCUCGGUCUUGGCCCAGUCAUUCUUUCUUCCGCCGUCGAACUCGCGCUUGCUACCCUAACUCUCGAGACUGAACCAGAGAGUGCUAUCCUGCGCCGGGCGAGUAUCAUUCUACUCUUCGACAUUCUCAAAGCUCUCGAGGCAGCGCGGGAGAGACGCGGAAACCGGGACAUCGGGUUUGGCUUUUCUCUUUUUGACGACUCGGCUUCCAGUUUUUCGGCUCCACGUGGUUCAAGUAUGCAGGGACAGUCAACCAUUGGUAACAUCCCUGCCAUGCUACGAACUCUCCGCUUCGUCGAGGGUCGUGAGGAGGACGGGCUCGCUCGUGGAAAUCUGCGCGCCUUGAUUGAAAGCUUGGAAGCUUGGUCGGAGAAGUCCUUGAUGUGGGGCAUUGGCGCUCAGAUCCAGGAUGGUCAAGAUGGCUUCAAUCCACAAUUUGGGCUGGGUGACAGGAUCGCCGGUCUACAGGUUGAUCCCAUGGAAUGGGAAAGCACCGGACAUCCACGCAUCGAGGAGAUUGAAUGA